CCCACCCCUCCGGCAGCAGCUGGCGUCUCGCGCCGGGGGCCGCGGGCGGCACGCGCUGCCUUCGUACGCGCGCGGCUUCCCUCUCCCGCGGGCGGGGCCGCUGCUGCAUGGAGCUACCCGUGUGAGGGAGGGGGAGGAGUCUCACGGCCGCCCCGCCCCCGCUCCAGGUGAUGCCAGGGACCGGGGUGACGAUGCCGCUGGCGAGGCGGUGGCCGUUACUGCUAGAGAAGGAGGCAGCGGUGGGGUCCGCGCGGGCCUUGUCGCCCGUCCCCUCGCACCUCAGGGCCACCCUGCCCUGCCCCUGAGCCGCGGGGAAGCGCCAGCGGCCGGCCCGAUCGCCCGGCUCCCCCCCCCGUCGCCAUCUCCCCCUCCGUCCUCGAUGUCUCCCCCGCGGCGCGGAGGCCCCUUCGCCGCCUCCCCGCCCUCUUGCUCCUCGCCGCCGCAGCCCUCCCGUCCCGCGGUCCGGCGGCGAGAGGCGUCCGGCCUCCCAGUCGUCAGGCCGUCGUUGCCGCCCGUCCCCCCUGGCUGAGGAGCGGCGGAGGAGAGGUCGCUGGACCACCUGGCACGAUGAAGGUGGAAGCGGGAGACAACUCCAUGAUCAACCUGUCGGUGCAGCAAGUGCUGAGUCUGUGGGCUCAUGGCACCGUCCUCCGCAACCUCACCGAGAUGUGGUACUGGGUUUUCCUCUGGGCUCUUUUCUCCUCUCUCUUUGUCCAUGGUGCUGUGGGAGUAUUAAUGUUUGUGAUGCUGCAGAGGCAUAGGCAGGGGAGGCUGAUCUCUGUCAUUGUGGUCAGCAUUGGAUUUCUGGGUUCUAUAACUGGAGCAAUGAUAACCAGUAGAUCUUUCAAACUCUCUGGCCUCCUGGGAUCUUUUUACCAGCAUAUAGAAAAGCAGGAAACCCCUCAGAUUCUAGGCUUUGAAAAUUCACGGAACUUAAUGGUUAUUAAAAAAGGUGCUGCAGUAGCUGGAAUUUACAGAGUAGCAGGAAAGAAUAUGGCUCCCUUAGAAGCUCUUGUCUUUGGUGUUGGACAGACAGUACUGACGUUAAUUAUCUCGUUUUCAAGAAUUCUUGCAACGCUUUGAGACUUACAUAGGAGAGGAAAAUAAAUCAACUAGUUUAAAGAAAUCUUUAAUCUGAAGAGAAGCUUCCUGAAAGUGGAUUCAUCAGCUUAUGAACUUGGAGUGCAAGAGGAAGGAAGCUAUGUGGAACAUGCACUACAAAUCUAGAGGUUCAGUCAAAUGAACAGACUGUCCUCUAGUGUCUGAACUGUUGUACUUCUGCACUGCGCCUUACGUGCCUCAGUUACAGGCAAGGUGCGAUCCCAUGUGUGCGGAGUUGAGAUAAAGCACCUUGAAUAGCUGCCGGUCAGGUUAAUGCUUGGUGAUGGGAUCAUCGUUCUUAAUAGUGUUGUAAUAAAAUAAAAGGAUGCUCCUGAAAAUUGCCAUAUGUGCCAAACUUGGAGUUUAAUUCUUAAUUGUUGGCUGGGUAAGCUUUGACAUUGUAAUUACAGAAGAAUGCUGUGAGCAUACACUCGAAUUCAGGUAAAACAGCAAGAUAACUGACUUGUGUAUUAGCAGCAUCUCUUUGCUGUUAGGUCUAUUUCAAAGUAUAGAUGAAUUUUGAUGGGGUUUAAGAACCACAGCUUUAGCAACCCUGAUGUAAUUAGCACUAUGUGUGGAAUGACUCAUGGCAGAUUUCUGAAGCUCAGCACAUCAUUUCUUCGUGGUUUUAGCUUGUCAGAAAUCAGUAGUUUAAGGAGGCUGUAGGAGGGUUACUAAGUACAAUCUGUUACGUAUGCACAAACAAAUCUUAAACUGAUGCUUUCCUUGAAAUUAUUUUUGUCUAAAACAUACAGAUGGUCACCGACCCUUCUGAAAACCUCGGAAAGGCUACCGGUUGCAAAUAAGCUCUCUAUAUUUUAUUUAAGCACUGAUAGGACUCUUAACCCUACACGUAUUCUUUAAAGAACACGCAAAUAUAACAGACUGUAAGAGAAUACGCCUAUGAGGAAAACAGAAAGGGAUAAAAAUACGAUAUACUAGUUUUCUACCAAACAAAAAUGUUAAGUUUAACAAAAUAGUCACUAUACUCCAAACGUUAGGAAGUGGGGCGGCACCAAUGUAUUUACUACCUUGUUUCUGAACACUUUGUAUCUUUGGAAAGACUAAAAUAUCUGGAACUUUCAAAUACUUAGCUUUCAGUAGAGUUUGUGCUUUUCUAGUUUAAAAGGGACAGUAGUGUUGUGCAUGUGAAGUGUCUUAAAUAUGAAUGUUUUGGAGUGAAUAGAAAUUUUAAGUCUAAUUACUAACUAUUUAUGAAAUGCAGAAUUUAAAGGGCACAAAUUUCUGUGUGAGGAAUAAGGAUUUUUUUUUUUAUAUCUUUCCUCAGCUGAAUGCUUUUCAGCAGUCAGCUUUUAAUGCUGACAGGAAAAGUAAAUUGCUCAAAGCUUUUGCUGUAAAGAUGUCAGAAAGAUUUUCAGGAGUCUUGAAACCACUGGCACCUACAGCACAGCUUAAGAAUAUGGUUAAAAUAUAACUUACAGUCCAGUCAUAUUGCUUAGUGCUUCAAAACAUUAUAUUGAAUUAACCUGUCUGCCUUUAUUUUACUCCACAUAAACUGUUGGGUUGAUGGGGUUUUUUAAGUGCUAAGGAUGGUAAUAUUAUUUCUUUUCUUUAAAAGUAUUUAAAUCUUGUUUGGAAAAUGUACAAAGUUAUGGGCUUUGCAGAGAACAAUGUAAAACAUAGGUUUACAAGCCUUUUCAGUGUUAUAUUUUUGGCUUUGAAUUGCUUUAAAAUGUGGCUGAAUAUAAAAUAUAUUCUCAUUAUUUUGAAUGUCUUCAAAAAAUUAUUUUUCAUAGUCUGGGUUUUUUGUCUUGUGGCUUUUACUUUCUGCUGAUCCUUUUUGGCAUAACAAUCAUUGCAUUUUAGUAGACAAUGAAAUUAUUACAUCUGUAAAAGGCAAUUUAAACUUCUCCCCAUUGUCUUAAAUUAUGAGAAAACUCAUUUCAGGUAUUUAAGUCAAAUUGAAUAAUAAAAUAAAUGAAGAUAUUUCUCCUAAUGUGCCUUGUUACGUAUAUAUUUUUAGGGGAGAGGAUUUAAAAAAAAACAAUUUACCACUAUCUUCAUUCUUAUUCUAUUUUUGCUCUUUUGAAUUAAUUUGGUUAUUUGAUAUAAUGUCUUACUCAACGGACAUGAAAACAUUUCUGUUUGACAACCUGGAAAUGCUUGUCUGGAUCAAAACCAACCGUUUCAUGAAGCGCUGUAUUCAGUAAUUUAGAUUGUGUCAUUACCUCACACUGAAACUUCUUCCCAGUUUCCAAAUUUCCUUAAGCAUCGUGAUUCUUAUUUAUGGCAUGAGGCUAUUAUGCUACCACUGAUCAAUGGCUUGCUGUCUUUCACUAAAUUAAACUAUAACAGACUACUGCUAGCUUAUAAAAUGCAUAUGCAAAGCUUUUGUUGAUGAACUUCAUUCUUUGUUUUAAUUGCAGUGCCAAUGAAAUUGUUGUCAUUGUAACUUUACUCCUUUGACAAGGAGGUAUCUUUGCAGACAUUAAGUUACUUUCCUUCAAGUAAUUUUUAUUGCAUAGAUCAUGUAAUCACUUUUAAAACAUUGUUAGGUGCUUAGUUGUCUCUGCUUUGUAUGGCAUUAUUGCCUGAUAACAAUGAAUAGGCAGAUAACAUAAUGCUUAAGUGGCUUAACAGAGACAAAGUUAAGUAUUUGAUAGAAAAUUGUUUUUAACUAUUUUUUGUGAGGGAUGUAUGAGGACAAAUAGUUUGUCUAUGAAGUAUUCUUUGACCAUAGCAUGAACUUACUGCAUAAUAACUCCAGCUAUGAAAGGAAGGGUGAGUAAGUGGCCUUAUGUCUGUGAAACUUUGAAGUUUCAUUCCAUGUCCUUAGGAACAGCAUUAUUAAACAUAAGGUGCUCUAGUUAAAAUGCAGUGUAUGCAUAUAUGUGUGUGUGUGUAUUUAUGUACAAGUAAUGGUUUUGGGUGUGUUCUAUACCUUACACGCACUAACAAUUGAAAUAACUUGUCUAAGAAAAAGAAAAUUACUUCACAUAACUCUUUUUUCCCUUCCCUCUUGCUAUCAGGCUACAAAGUUAUCUUGUGUGUGAAUGGCACUGAUGGUACUCUGGUUCCCUUUGGACAAUACAGUGUUGUGCAGAUGUCCACACAGGAUCUUUUAGCGCUAUCUUCAAAUAGCUCUGCCUGUCUCUGAGUUGUAUCACUAGGCACAUUCUAUGCAUUGUUAAUGAUUAAUUUCUUAGUUAAGAACAAAUAAUGCAUCAACACAAUUUAAUCUUUAGAGGAGGGGAGGAAUACUGAAUAUACUACUGAAUUUGAAGAAGCUUCUGCUGCUUUGUUAGAAGCUGCUGUGGUUUAAGAUUUAAACAUUCCACACACUUCCAAUUUAUCAACAUGAUCAAAAAAAAAAAAAUUGGUUUGACUCAACAUCCUAGCUAUAUUGAAGGAAAAAUUUCGUCCAAAUAAUUGUCUUUCAUUUCAUGGGUAAUUCUGAGUUUAUGAAACUAAUCUGUGUACAAUGACUAACGAUAUAAUUUGAAGUUUUCUGUUGACUUUUUUAAAGAAACCAAUAAUUUAGCCAGAUUUGAACAUUCAACAUGGACCAAAGAGAGAGUACUCCUGAUUUUGUGUAAUGUAGCUUUCUGUUUUUGAAGUACACCAUUUUUAUUACUCUAAAGGAAGUAGUAUUCCCUCUUCAACAUAUUGCACACUGAUAUUUAUUUUGGUUAGACUUUCUAUUUGAAUUCAGUUGGUGGGGAGGCACAUAUAAUGUUAUUUGAGCAGAAGCUGUAAUGGAGUCUAAGCUCUAAUAACUGUAAGAACUGAUUUAAUUGUUAUUUUCUGGUUUAAUUCAUGUAUUUCACGCACUAAGUGUAUUCUAAUAAUGCCUUUCCUGCAUUGAAUCUGAAUAUUGUAUCAUGAGCAUAUUGAGCUGCAUGGUUUUGUAUAUAGCCAUUCAACAUCACACAUGUAUAAUUCCACAUAAGCAAUUAAUUUUCUUUUUCAGACACAAUAUUCCUAGGUGUAUAAAAGUAUGGGUGAAUCAGGGCCAAAAAAAAAAAAGGAUAGGACUCUAAUAAGGCUUAGAAAACCAAUUGUGAACAUGACAAUUUUUUCAGUUACUCUUCUGUUUCUGGCAAUAUGCUUUUUUAAUCAUACAUGUAUUUCAGUUAAGGGGAAAAAUGUGGAGAUUGGUUGUUAGGAUGAUGACUGCAACCUAAUUUAAUUCUAAGCAAUUUGAGAUAAAAUGAAAUUCUGAAUUUUGUUCAUAAAUUAUAAUGGAUUGCUACAUAUAUAUAUGUGCUAGAACUUAACUUAGAGUGUUGCCAGAGUUUAACAUGUAACUGCAUCAGCAUAUUGACAGAAUAUCUUUUGAAACUUUUAUUUUUUUUUUUCCAACCUCUAGAUUGGGAGCAGCUCAAGGUGAAAAGACUGUUUAAAUCCUCAGCUGUAGCUUCAGAAGGAAUAGGUGUUCUUUGUGUACAGGUGAAUUUAACACAGCUGAAAACCCAGCAUUGGGUUAAAAGUCCUAUUUUUGGUCACACCUUGGUCAUACCACCACAGCACUUAAGGUCAGUGGGGAAAGUAUUCUGUACUCUGUUACGGUAAGGAAUCUUCAGCUGGGCUGCACUAGUUUGUGUACUUAACUGCACAACCUUUGGUGAAAAUGAAAUUGUCCUAGAAGACAGACUUUAACUUGCGUGCAUUCCGUUUGAUACCUUGUAAGUAAGAAAGAUUGUGUCCUGACAGCUGUUCCCCACGCUCAUGCCUAGAAUUAUACUUGAAAUCAGUUUCUGCAUUAAGUUUAAAUGUAAUCACAGAGAUAUCUCAAAGUCCUCAAAGAUAUGUUACUGCUUAGGGUAUUGUCCCAGUGUAGCAGGUGUAAAAACAAUUAUAGUCUAAAGUAAUGAUCUAAAGAAGUAUUUUCUUUCAGGAACACACAUUUUUUCCAUUUCUAAUUGUUCAUCUUGUAGUUGCUGAAAGCUUCAAGAAGUUACUGCAUGAAUACUAGUAAGAUUUGUCAGUUGUUAAAGGGAAUGGAUAGUAUGUCCUUUUGUGCUGCUUUUGUUAUUAAAAAAACCCCAAAACCCUAUAAGGCAAAGUAAAUACUGAAGAGAUAUUUUCAGUAAAAUAAGUAAUGCUUGAUUGAGAUAAAUGGCAUUCCUUUUGAUUUGAGAUCUAACUUUUAAAGUUUAAUUCAGGUAUUUGAUAUCAGCAUUGUAAAAUCUAUUUCUGGAUUAUGCAUCAAUAUAAGGUAUAUUGAUGAGGCCAUCAGAGCUAUAAAUCCUUUUAAAAUUACUAGCUGGAGGUUUUUACUUGUUUGAAAUAUGCUUAACUUUUAUAUAAAUAAUGAAGUUUUGAAGGCCCUUAAUAUUUUUGGUGUUUAGAGGAUAAUCAGGUAUUUGUGUAACUAAACUUUUGACUGUGGCAAUAUAUAGAAUAGCACAUAACUCAUCAGAAAUGCUUGCAGAAACCACUAAAGACAGAUAUCUAUUUUACAGUUAGAAAAAGGCUACAGUAUUUGACACCCGUAUUGAUAACUGCAACAGCCGUACUAUAAGCUUUACGGCAUGAUAACCAGUUGGAUUUGGCUGAGAAAAUGAGGAGAGAAUUUGAAAAUCUUUAAAAAUGAAAAAGGCAAAAUUGGUACCUAUCAGUCCACUGACAAUUGUGCCCCUCCAAUACUGUUUUUCAUCAAGGAUGACUUAAUAGAUCAUACACAAUGCAGCAUAAUAUCUCUCCGUAAAGUGUUGUGUGGAUAGAACACCUUCUGCAAAUUUGUAUUAGAAACAAAUGUUCAUAUUGUCACGUGACGAAGUUACCUAAGCUGAAGGAUCAUGACCUAGGCAUUGUUAUGAAGUUCAAAGAUAGCAAGAACAGUGAUGGAGAAGAGUGAUUUAACAUAUAGUUGAUUUAUGCUUUCUACAGGGCUAUAUUAUGCUGUGAAAAAGGUAUUCACUUUGAGUUGCGGAUGUACUGCAUGUUCAUGUAACAUUUUAGCUCCAAUUAAAAAAAAAAAGACUUUAAUAGAUAACACUUAAGCUGUAAAUACUGUACACUAUUAUCUUUCAUUUUUUAAGCAACUUUUUUAUUUCCCUGUUUGUGUACAGUUCUCUAUGUACAUAUUUAAAAAAAAAACAAAAACAAAACAAAACAAACCCACAACAUUUUGAGAAACUUUUGUAGUUACCUUUUGCAUUUCAAUUGCAGUAAUGAUCUAAAUACAUCCAUUCAGCUGUUUGUUUAGUUCUAAGUUCUCAUUGUACGCUUUCAGGUUCUUUGAAAAGCAGCAAUAACAGUUGGACAUUUAUUUAAAGUAAAACUUUUUUCUGCACAAUUUCCACUUCUAUGCUUUAGAAUGGAGGUGCAGUGGAACAGUUGUUCAAUUGUAAGGUUUCAAGAGCCUGUAAGUAGUUUUUAUAUUUUAUGUGUGUGUGUGAUAGGAAAUGUUUUGUAGUAGCUCAUAUAGAGAAUUUAAAGUCAAACACAAUUUUUCACGCUCAUUUAUUUGAUUAAAAGUUUCUGUUAAAAUACUUUCAUAAACUUUCCAUAGCUUAUUGCAUGUGCUUAUAAAUAAAUAAUCAUAAAGCUAUACGUCGACCUCUGUAUGAAAUACUCUGAUAACAAAUGUUUUGCAUUUUGUGAACCUGAUUGAAAUGUACAAAUGUACACACAAAAUAAAGCUAAAAUGAAUUAUGA
Messenger RNA from Grus americana (Whooping crane), 7725 nucleotides. It is a transcript of the gene TMEM170B, whose product is annotated as transmembrane protein 170B. The coding region runs from base 568 to 1083 and encodes 171 amino acids. The record is from RefSeq and is a predicted model, not a curated record. Gene Ontology annotation, biological process: negative regulation of canonical Wnt signaling pathway. The transcript has 4 exons. Gene Ontology annotation, cellular component: plasma membrane. NCBI's taxonomy places the organism in Eukaryota, Metazoa, Chordata, Aves, Gruiformes, Gruidae.